Messenger RNA from Penicillium brasilianum, 5022 nucleotides. Lineage: Eukaryota; Fungi; Ascomycota; Eurotiomycetes; Eurotiales; Aspergillaceae. The record is from the annotation of a GenBank genome assembly.
UAUGAUUUUUUUUUUCUUUGGGACCUUUUUGGGGGACAAGAAAUUCGGCGGCGUCUUGUUCUCUGAUCAACAAUAUCGGAAUUUGCCGAGACAUAUUGAAGGGCAAAUAACUGCAAGCCCCCCAAUUGCACUCGGUCACCUACCCUUUUUUCCGACAGAUUAUCCGAUAGCGAGCGUUAAGGGCCCGACGACUCUCGCGGCCAGCUCCGCAUCUUCAAAAUGCCGCGCAAAGCGAUCGACUCGCGUAUCCCGGCCCUCAUCCGAAAUGGUGUGCAGGAAAAGAAGCGCAGCUUCUUUGUGGUUGUUGGAGACCGGGCGAAAGAUGUGAUCGUUCAUCUUCACUACAUUAUGUCCAGCGUGGAUGUGAAGCAAAACAAGUCCGUCCUGUGGGCUUAUAAGAAGGACUUGCUAGGCUUCACGAGUCACCGGAAAAAGCGCGAGAACAAGAUCAAGAGGGAGGUCAAGCAUGGUAUUCGUGAGCCGAACCAGGAGGAUCCCUUCGAAUUGUUCAUCACCUUGAACCAGAUUCGCUAUGUCUACUACAAGGAAACGGAAAAGAUUCUGGGUAACACCUACGGCAUGUGUAUUCUGCAGGACUUUGAGGCUAUGACCCCCAACUUGCUGGCGCGUACUGUCGAGACCGUCGAGGGUGGUGGUAUGGUUCUACUGCUGCUGAAGAGCAUGAACAGCUUGAAGCAGCUGUACACCCUGUCCAUGGAUAUUCACUCCCGGUACCGCACCGAGGCCCAUGAUGAUGUUGUUGCCCGUUUCAACGAGCGCUUCAUCUUGUCUCUAGGAAGCUGCGAUUCAUGCUUGGUUGUGGACGACGAGUUGAACGUGCUGCCCAUCUCCGGCGGCAAGAAUGUCAAGCCCCUCCCUCCUCCCGAAUCCACAGACGAUUCCAGCUCCGGCACGAAGAAGGAAUUGAAGGAAAUCAAGGACAGUCUGGCAGAGUCGCAACCCGUUGGCCCACUGUUGAGCUUGGCUCGAACUGUUGACCAGGCCAAGGCUCUCCUCACAUUUGUUGACGCAAUUGCUGAGAAGACCCUGAAGAGCACGGUUGCGCUUACAGCUGGUCGUGGACGAGGAAAGUCUGCUGCCCUUGGUGUUGCCAUCGCCGCAGCUAUUGCCCAUGGCUACAGCAACAUCUUUAUUACUUCUCCUAGCCCGGAGAACUUGAAGACUCUGUUCGAGUUUGUCUUCAAGGGCUUUGAUGCUCUGGGCUACCUUGACCACGUUGAUUACACUAUCCUCCAAUCAACCAACCCAGACUUCAACAAGGCUAUCGUGCGCGUCAAUAUCCACCGCAACCACCGUCAAACUAUCCAGUACAUUCAACCCCAGGAUGCGCAUGUCCUGGGCCAGGCAGAGCUGUUGGUCAUCGAUGAGGCGGCCGCCAUUCCAUUGCCUCUGGUGCGCAAGCUGAUGGGUCCUUAUCUUGUGUUCAUGGCCUCCACAAUCAAUGGUUAUGAGGGAACUGGCCGAUCCCUCUCUUUGAAGCUGAUCCAGCAGCUUCGUGAGCAGGCUCGCGGUGGUAUCAAGAAUGCUGAUGCCGACGUUGCCGACCGCAGCACCGGCAAGAUCUCCAAGAACACCGACAAGGGCCUCGGCGGUCGUUCGCUUCGCGAAAUCACCCUCUCUGAGCCCAUCCGUUAUGCUCCCGGUGACUCUGUUGAGAAGUGGUUGAACAAGGUUUUGUGUCUUGAUGCCACUUUGCCGAAGUCCCGUAUGAACACUCAAGGCUGCCCUCACCCAUCGAAGUGCCAGCUGCUCCAGGUCAACCGUGACACGCUCUUCUCUUUCCACCCUGUCUCCGAGAAGUUCUUGCAACAGAUGAUGGCUUUGUACGUCGCCAGCCAUUACAAGAACACGCCUAACGAUCUUCAGCUCAUGAGCGAUGCUCCCGCUCACCAACUCUAUGUGCUCGUUCCGCCAAUUGAUGAAGAGGCCACCAAGCUUCCAGAGCCACUUUGCGUGAUUCAGGUUGCUCUUGAAGGCCGAAUUAGCAGACAGAGCGUCCUCAACAGCCUGAGCCGUGGCCAGCGUGCCGGCGGUGAUCUGAUCCCCUGGCUGGUGUCCCAGCAGUUCCAGGAUGAGGACUUUGCCGGUCUUUCGGGAGCUCGUAUCGUUCGUAUCGCUACGAACCCCGAGUACGUGGGCAUGGGUUACGGUUCCCGUGCCCUGGAGCUCCUUACCGACUUCUACGAGGGCAAGUUCACCAGCCUCGACGAGGGCAUGGCUGGCCCUCAGGAGGAGAUGGUCCGUGUCACGGAUGAGGAGCUCGCCAACUCGAGCCUGCUCGAUGACAAUAUCCAGGUCCGGGAUAUCCGCUCUAUGCCUCCGUUGUUUGGCAAGCUGAGCGAGCGUCGCCCUGAUUCUUUGGACUAUCUCGGUGUCAGUUACGGUCUGACCCCCACUCUGCACAAGUUCUGGAAGCGGUCUUCCUUCAACCCAGUAUACCUGCGCCAGACUCCUAACGAGCUGACUGGCGAACACUCCUGCGUCAUGCUGCGCACUCUGACUACCGGUGCCACCGAUGCCGCGUGGUUGGGCGCCUUCUCUCGCGACUUCCACCGCCGUUUCCUCGCCUUGCUCUCUUAUCAAUUCCGCGAAUUCCCCUCGGUCCUUUCCCUGAGCAUCUGCGAGUCCGCCAACUCUGGCGCUAAGCUGGAUUCCUCUGCCGUUGUGCGCACUCUGAAGAAGGCUGACCUCGAUGCCGCCUUCUCGCCGUUCGACUUGAAGCGUCUGGACAGCUAUGCGAAUAACCUCCUCGACUACCACGUCAUCCUGGAUUUGGUCCCCGCCAUCGCCGAGUACUACUUUGCCAACCGCCUCGGUGGCAAGGUUAACCUCUCCGGCGUUCAGCAGUCGAUUCUCCUGGCUAUUGGUCUGCAGCGUAAGAGCAUGGAUGAUCUGGAGAAGGAGCUGAGCCUUCCUUCUUCCCAGCUUCUUGCCAUGUUCCUUAAGAUCAUGCGUAAGAUUUCGACGCACUUCCGCGGCCUGGUCGAGGGAGCCGUUGCAGAAACCAUGCCUGCAGAGCAGAUUCCCGCCUCCGCUCCCUCGGGCGCCCACGAUGACGCCGUGGUUGAGGACCGUUUCAAGCCUCUGGAAAUGGGUCUGGAGGAUGAGCUCCGUGAGGGCGGCGAGGAGAUUAACCAGGAGAUGCGCGAGAAGCAGCGUGCUCUGAUUGACGCUCUUCCGCUCGACAAAUACGAAAUUGAUCAUGGUGCCGCGUCCUGGGAAGAUGCUGAGAAGCAGAUUCGUGCUGGUGGCGCCGCCACCGUUAGCGUGAAGGCAAAGCAGUCUAAGCGCAAGAAGGGCGAGACUGCCCGGGACAUCUAUGACAAGGAGGUUGACUCCAAGCGUCAAAAGAUGAUCAAGAAGGGUACUGAGGGCCGGAAAAAGUAAACGUUAUUUGGGGAUUACCAGUGUCUUGACGGCGUUCCUCUGCAUUUUCUUCCGGUGUUCUUGCGGCUUUUUUUCACUCACAUGUACUCUUUGAAGAGAGUGGUGUUCCAGUUAUUUCAUGUUGUGCUGGAUAAUCACCUCUUGUAUAUAUCUGAACGACUUGAUUCGUCUUCCAUGCGAGUUUCUAUUACCUCAAGUAGAUAUUGUACUUAAGAGUAGGGUCUGUUCUGACAAGUGACAGAAGAUUAUGUAGGAUGCAUUGAUAACUAACAAGCUAAAGACAUAGGAGGGCACAGACUAGCUGCAAUAUGUGUUAAGUAUCCCGGCUGCGUCAGAUCUCACAGCUCAUCAUGCUCGGGCUCUUCCUCCUCUGGCUUCUCCGCCUUAGGCUCAGCGAUGAUACCCUCAGGCAGCUUCUCCUUAGCGCCUUCUCCAAGGCGGAUGGCAUCAAUCCAUCCCUCAACGGCCGCGAGGCCAAAGUCCCCUGUCUGGCCAUACCGACGGUACCAACCGCGGCGAGCAUUGACGGCAAUGAUCUCCGCGACAUCAUCGCCCUCCAGGCCGAGCGCAGUACGCAGCUUCUGAGAGGCAGAGUUGAUCUCGGGAACACCGUAGAUCGGGAAGAGGUGCAUACCACGCUGGGCAUGCUUGUGUGCAAUCUCAGCCAGGCUGCUAAGUGCAUCGGUGGCUGCUGAUGGGAGCGCGGAGUCCGGCUCACUCGUUGCUGGGAGGAGGGCCAGCACACAGGUGGUGGACUUGGAGCUCAGACAGGCGGACUCGAGGGAUUCGGGGGUAGCGAGAGUAGGAAUGGGUGGAACAAUGGGAACGUGUGCGGCCUUGGCCUGGGGCGUUUCCUCCGCAGCCGUCGAUUUAUCCUCGUCAUCGGGAACAACUGGAACCUUAGGAGCUGCCUUCGCAGGCUUGGAAGGCUUGGACUUCUUCGGCUUGGCCGCGGGUGAGGCAGCCUCUCCGGUAGCGUCGGGGUUAGGCGAUGCAAAUUGCUUGAGGAAGUCGGUGAUAGGCUGCUUCUUCAGCUCGCCUUCAUACACCUUGGGCUCUUCGUUACCGGAGACGACAACCAGUGUCGGGAACUCGGAGACACCAAAUCUCUCCACGGAUGCAGACUCCUUGUCGCGCACCUGAGCGACGUCAAUGGCGCCCAGGAAAUCGAUGGCCAGCGCGCGGAUCAAAGGAGUGGUAGUGCCCUUUUCCGUGAAUAGAAUAGCCUUGGGUCGCUCCUCAUUCUGUCCCAGCCAUUUGUCCAAGUCCUUGUCCGUCGCGCGCUUCACGUGGUUGGGGAUGCGGUCGACCACUGCAUCCACGAUAGCUUUGGCAGUGCGCGCACCCUGGUAGUCCUCCACACGCGGCUUUCCAGGCUUCUUGGACGGCGUCACGAUCUUAAGGGUGGGGAAGCCCUGCACGCCCAUCUGGCCGCAGAAGGGCUUGAUUUCGUCGUCAUCGCAGUUAACGGCGGCGACCUUGGCCAAGCCGUUGAGAUUCUGGGCGGCUUUCUCAUAGGCGGGCUUGAGGUUUUUGCAGUGGCCACACCAGGGUGCAUAGAACCUAGCGAAAGCAGAGGUCAAUUAGCUUGGAGGAAAACUCUUAAGAGUGGAA